Messenger RNA from Saxophila tyrrhenica, 1554 nucleotides. RefSeq lists its product as uncharacterized. The transcript is spliced from 4 exons. The record is from RefSeq and is a predicted model, not a curated record. Gene Ontology annotation, molecular function: oxidoreductase activity, acting on paired donors, with incorporation or reduction of molecular oxygen; monooxygenase activity. The coding region runs from base 1 to 1554 and encodes 517 amino acids. Lineage: Eukaryota; Fungi; Ascomycota; Dothideomycetes; Mycosphaerellales; Extremaceae.
AUGGUCGCAAUGAAUGGUACCGCUGCGGUCAACGACGAGAAGCCGAAGAAACGGCUAAUCCUCAAUGCCUUCGUGGAAAUGUGCUCCGGCCACCAAAGUCCAGGCCUCUGGCGACAUCCGGAUGACCGGUCCUCAGAAUUCAAUACAGUCCAGCACUGGAUCAAGCUGGCCCAAUUACUGGAGGAAGGCCACUUUCAUGGAAUGUUCAUUGCCGACGUCUUAGGAGGCUACGAUGUCUACGACGGACCACGGAAUCUGAAACAUGCCAUCAAGUCAGGCGCUCAAUGGCCGGUCAAUGAGCCUGCCGCCGUAAUACCAGCCAUGGCGGCCGCCACGAAGAGCAUAGGCUUCGGCGUCACGAUUUCAACGAGUUACGAGCAACCAUACCAUUUGGCGAGACGGAUGAGCACCCUUGACCAUCUGACGGGAGGUCGCGUCGGCUGGAACGUAGUAACCGGCUACCUCGACUCCGCCGCCCGCAACCUCUCCAACGGCGCCUCCCAAGGCAGCCACGACGAACGCUACGCCAUGUGCGAAGAAUACAUGUCCGUCGUCUACAAACUCUGGAACAGCUCCUGGCGCUCCGACGCCGUGCGUCUCAACCGCAAAAGCGGCAUCUACACUGACCCCGGCCUGGUACGAGAAAUCAACCAUCAAGGAAAAUACUUUGACGUGCCAGGGCCGCAUUUCUGCCAACCGUCGCCGCAGAGAACACCAGUGAUUCUACAAGCGGGGACAAGUAAGGCUGGGAAGGCGUUUGCUGCGAAGCAUGCGGAGUUGAUCUUUGUGAGUCAGCAUAGUCCAGUGGCUGUGAAGAAGAAUAUUGCGGAUAUUCGGAAGGCUGCUGCGGAGGCUGGAAGGGAUCCGAGUAAGAUCAAAGUCCUGGCUAAGUUCGCUCCAAUACUGGGCCAGACGAAGGAGGAAGCAGAGGCGAAGUAUCGAGACUAUGUGCAGUAUGGCGAUUUUGAAGGCGCUUUGGCGCUGUUUGGAGGCUGGACGGGGGUUGAUAUGGCGCCAUACAAGGACGACGAAGAGUUGCGGUAUGUUGAGAGCAACGCCGUGCGAUCGUAUGUUGAGGGCUUGAUCAACCAUGCUCCGGAUGUCAAUGGUGGGAAGUGGACGAAGCGUACACUCGCCGAGCACAUCAUGGUUGGAGGUCUCGGAGCGACUUGUGUAGGAACGCCAGAGAUGGUGGCAGAUGAGAUGGAGCGAUGGGUUGAGGAGGGAGAUGUGGACGGGUUCAACAUCGCCUAUGCAAUCAUGCCGCAGACUUUUACAGACGUUAUUGAGCUACUGGUACCGGAGCUGAGGAGACGAGGCAUCUUCUGGGAAGACUACUGUGUGCCUGGUGGAACAUACAGAGAAAAUGUGUAUGAGAUCCCAGGGCAGACCGAGCCGCUUCCAGGUCAUCCGGCAGAAGCGAUGAUCUGGCGUCCACCAAGCUACACUUCUCGCACGGAUGAUGGCGUCAAUGAGCUGAGCAAUGGUCAUAUCAGUGAGCAGGAUGGAGCGGUUGGUGACGCUUUAGAUCCAAUAUCUAUGCAGUUUAGCUGA